Echinococcus granulosus is the source of this 702-nucleotide messenger RNA. RefSeq names its product Thioredoxin. The transcript has 6 exons. The coding region runs from base 1 to 702 and encodes 233 amino acids. The record is from RefSeq and is a predicted model, not a curated record. Gene Ontology annotation, cellular component: cytoplasm. Lineage: Eukaryota; Metazoa; Platyhelminthes; Cestoda; Cyclophyllidea; Taeniidae. Gene Ontology annotation, molecular function: oxidoreductase activity, acting on a sulfur group of donors, disulfide as acceptor.
AUGCUGGGUCAGAAACUCGUCGCCUUUGCUGCUCGAAUUCGCGCAAUUCGCACGCCUCGUUAUUUCACUUCCACCGCUCGUUGCUUCGGUAAAGAUUGCGGAAUUGUAAAUAUUCAAGAUCCUGCCGAUUUCACUGAAAAGGUCACCCAAAACGAGCUCCCCGUUCUCGUUGAUUUCCACGCCACAUGGUGUAACCCCUGCAAGAUGCUUGGACCGAGAUUAAACGGAGUUAUGAAAAACCACAUGGAGAAAGUUCUCCUAGCCAAAGUCGACAUCGACUCACUGGAGGACCUGGCCACCCAAUUCAAGGUAGCAGCUGUUCCGACCGUGGUCGGGAUGCGGGGCGGCAAGGAGGUGUCUCGAUUUACCGGCCUAAAGGAGGAGGCUGAAAUCGAGAAGUUCAUUCAGGAGCUGUGCAAAUUUGCUGAACCAGAGGUGGAAGUGGAUGCCUGGCUGUAUGCAACUGGAAUCCAUGGAUGUCCACUUGCUCAGACCACUACGGCAUGGCAAUGGGAUAAGUUGACGUCCACAAGGGACACCAUGACGCCUUUCUACACUGAUGAGGAAGCGAAGUCGCCUGUGCAAGGAUGCUCGAGCCGAGGUUCCUCCGCUGUGGAUGCUAGCAAGUUCUACGACCUCGAGGAGGCUUCAUCAGCUCAUCGACUCUUGAAGGCGGACCUCUUCUUCUCUGACCUCCAAUGA